UUCCGCGCCGAAGUAAGUUUCUUAUUGUUUGGUAUUUACAAAUAUCAGAAAAAAUGACAUUCCCUCAAGCUCAUCAAAUUGAAUUAAUAGCACUGGCAGAAUUAGCAGGAAUUUCGGCAGUUCCAGGCGUUUACCGCAUCAUAUUGGAACUUUUAACACUUCAAAUAUCACCAGAAGAUAUAUACAUUCUUUUGAAGCAAAUAUGCCCAGAAUUAACUGAAAAACAAGCCACUAAUAAUAUUGAAGAUAUGCUUGACACAGCAACCUCAACUUAAUACAUAUCUAUAAGCUUAAUUUAGAGUCAUAUUUGAAAAUAAAAAUGCACAAGUAAUUAUACUUUUAUUUCUCAUUAUGUGUAUUUUCACAGAACAUAU
Molecule: messenger RNA, 374 nt
Organism: Osmia lignaria (orchard mason bee)
Lineage: Eukaryota; Metazoa; Arthropoda; Insecta; Hymenoptera; Megachilidae
Source: RefSeq, a predicted model, not a curated record